Molecule: messenger RNA, 1024 nt
Organism: Zonotrichia albicollis (white-throated sparrow)
Lineage: Eukaryota; Metazoa; Chordata; Aves; Passeriformes; Passerellidae
Source: RefSeq, a predicted model, not a curated record
AUGGCCCCAGCACAAAGUAGAAAGCCAGUAGUGCUGACAGGACUGGAACUGGGCACUUGCACCACCAAAUGGACAACUGAUUACUUGAGCCAAGCUGAAGGAUCUAAAGAAGUAAAGAUUCAUGUUUCUGCAGUGCCACAGAUGGAUUUCCUCAGUAAGAACUUUGUGUAUAGAACUCUGCCUUUUGAUUCAUUUGUGCAAAGAGCAGCUGAAGUCAAGCAUAAAGAGUACUUUCUUACUGAGGAUGAAAAGUACUAUUUGCGAUCAGUGGGUGAAGAUGUUAGGAAGGAUAUUGCAGAUAUCAGGAAGCAGUUUCCUACUUUAGCAGAAGAUGUUCAUAUUCCAGAGUAUUUUGAGAAGGAACAGUUUUUCUCUAGUGUCUUCCGCAUCAGCUCAGCUGGAUUACAGUUAUGGACACAUUAUGAUGUGAUGGACAACUUCUUAAUCCAAGUCACAGGGAGAAAAAGAGUUGUUUUGUACAGUCCUCGAGAUGCACCGUAUUUAUAUUUAUCAGGUACUAAAUCAGAGGUACUGGAUGUGGAUAACCCAGACAUGGAGAAAUAUCCCCUUUUUGUGAAAGCCAAGCGCUAUGAGUGUGUUUUGGAAGCAGGAGAUGUGUUAUUUAUUCCAGCUUUGUGGUUCCAUAAUGUAAUUUCUGAGGAAUUUGGAGUGGCACUGAAUGUCUUUUGGAAGCACCUUCCUGCUGAGUCCUAUGAUAAGACUGACACUUAUGGAAAUAAAGAUCCCAUGGCAGCCUCUAGAGCUAUACAGAUCUUGGACAGAGCCUUGAAAACACUUGAAGAACUACCUGAGGAAUACAGGGAUUUUUAUGCUCGGAGAAUGGUGUUACGGAUCCAAGAAAAGGCCUACAGGAAUGAUUAUGGAUAAAGCAACACACUGCAAUUCAGCAAGGUUCCUUGCAAGUAGAAAAUUGUAUGUUAGUAUGGAAACUCUCCAUCUGUACUUACAUCCACUUGUUGUGAGACCAAUAAAAACUGUCAAUAAACAUUCUUUUAUAACAAAA